GUGGAUAGUGCGUACAAUUAAACGCAGCACCAAAACUUACGUUGCGUUUGAUUCCGCGGUAGGCCAUGUAACCAAACAUGACAUAACUCAGAAGCUGUUUCUUUCUCUUCUUUCUUAUACAACACACGAGAGUAGUGUGCGUCAGUGUGUUCGUUUCUCUCUCACUCUUCUUCCUUUGAUCGUCUCCCAACAAUAUCCAUGGUGUCCAAACUUACCGACUCUGCUUCCAAACCUCGAACUCAACCUGGAGACUCAACAAAUGAUGCUAUCGGAACUUUACCCUUCAAGAUAAACCAGUUGAAAAGGCAAAUCCAGGCGGAGAGAAUUGCAUACAUUAAAGAAAAAAUUCAGAGGAAUGAGAAGAAGCUACAUUGUCAUAUGUCAGGAGUCAUGUCAGCAAUAUCAACAAGGGGUUCUUCACGGACAGAGGAAAAUAGGAAAAUUCCAAUUCUUUCUUCAAGAAUGGACCAUCCUUUAUGUAAAUUCAGUGGUUUCUCUCCAGUCUCAGGAGACAAAGACCACAACAAUCAAGAUUUAUUAUCCGCUACAACUCCAAGUAUCAAAAUUCCAUACAUCGAAAGAUUACCACCAUAUACCUCUUGGAUAUUUCUGGACAGAAAUCAGAGGAUGGCUGAAGAUCAGUCAGUGGUUGGAAGAAGACGUAUCUACUAUGAUCAACAUGGAAGUGAAGCACUGAUAUGUAGUGACAGUGAGGAAGAGUUAACAGAACCUGAGGAAGAAAAACAUGAAUUUUCUGAGUCUGAAGAUCGAGUUCUAUGGAUGGCAUUUGAGGAAUAUGGGUUAAAAGAGGAGGUACUGAAUAUUGUUAGCGAAUUUGUUGGGGGCACCAGUUUAGAAAUUCAGGAGAGGUACAAAAGUAUCAAGGAAAAGAACAUUGGAAGGUUAGACCAGCCUUCAGAAAACUCAGGAGAACCUGAAUCUACUAUUGGCAUAUGUCCAGAGAAAAGCCUUAGUGCUGCAUUAGAUUCUUUUGAUAAUCUUUUUUGUCGCCGAUGCCUGCAGAUUUUUGACUGUCGUCUGCAUGGCUGUUCUCAACCUUUAAUAUAUCCUAGGGAAAAGCAGACAGUUUGGUCUGAUCCUGAAGGUGACAGGAAACCAUGCAGUGAUCAGUGUUACCUUCAGGUAAAGGUAGUCAAAUGUGUGUCCGAAGAUUCAACUUCUAGGUCUGAGCAGAAUAAAAGAUCUACAAUUAUGGAAGAGACAGAUGGGGUAUUGGCACCCUCCAAUAUAGAAGAACCUAGUAAUCAGAGUACAUUACCUUUUCCAACAGAUGUUGAUUGUCAUGGAUCUCUCAAUUUAAAUGUUCCUAUCUCAGUUAGUGUGGAAAAACGAAAAGCCACAGAUCAGUCAGACACUGCCUUCUGUGACCCAACACUCCCUCCUGAUGAUUCUCAGAAUUCCUGUAAAAAGCUGAAGACAAUCUCAGAUGAUGUAGUUACUGUAAAUAGUGAUUCUAGUAAGGACAUAAAUUUAGGUGCAUGUGAUGAAAGUCAACAUACAAUCACAUGUGCAGUUUUGGACAAAGCUGUUACACAUGAUUCAAAUAAAUUAAUAGAGUCUUCUAGCACUUGCCAUAGUGAUGAGCAGGACAAAAGUAUUGGGGAUGGACCAAAAGAUCCUAUAAAUAAGACAGAAUUUAAGAAGUUGUCCAAUUCAAUGGAAGUGAAAAAUGAUGGGAUGAUAAGUCUCUCAGAUUGGAAACCUCUGGAGAAAGAAUUAUACUUAAAGGGAGUAGAAAUGUUUGGCAGAAACAGUUGCCUCAUAGCAAGGAACUUACUUUCUGGCAUGAAGACUUGCAUGGAAAUAGCUAGUUACAUGCAUUCUGGAGGAGUGUCAAUGCCCCACGGAUCUAUUAUUGCAUCUAGUUCAAUCAUGGAAGACAAGGGAAAAUUUGAUGUAGAGUGCACAGACCAGGAGAUGCCAUCUAGAUCACGGUUGCUGAGGAAAAGGGGCAAAACAAGGAAGUUUAAAUAUUCUUGGAAGGCUGCUGGCCACCCAUCAAUAUGGAAAAGAAUUGCUGAUGGGAAAAACCAAUCUUGCAAGCAGUAUACACCAUGUGGAUGUCAGUCAAUGUGUGGAAAGGAAUGUAGUUGUGUUAAUGGUGGAACUUGCUGUGAAAAAUAUUGCGGUUGUUCAAAAAGCUGCAAAAAUCGAUUUAGAGGAUGUCAUUGUGCCAAGAGUCAGUGCAGAAGUCGACAAUGCCCAUGCUUUGCUGCAGGAAGGGAAUGUGACCCAGAUGUCUGUCGGAAUUGUUGGGUUAGCUGUGGGGAUGGUUCAUUAGGGGAGCCACCUCGGCGUGGAGAAGGUCAAUGUGGAAAUAUGAGGCUUCUUUUAAGGCAACAACAGAGGAUUCUCUUGGCAAAGUCUGAUGUUGCAGGAUGGGGAGCCUUCUUGAAAAAUCCAGUUAACAAAAAUGAUUACCUAGGAGAGUACACAGGAGAACUGAUCUCCCACCGAGAAGCCGAUAAGCGUGGGAAAAUAUAUGAUCGUGCAAACUCGUCUUUCCUUUUUGACUUGAAUGAUCAGUACGUUCUUGAUGCUUAUCGCAAAGGGGAUAAGUUAAAAUUUGCCAAUCACUCAUCAAACCCUAACUGCUAUGCAAAGGUAAUGCUGGUUGCUGGAGAUCACCGAGUAGGAAUUUUUGCCAAGGAACACAUCGAUGCUAGUGAGGAGCUCUUCUAUGAUUAUCGUUAUGGUCCAGAUCAAGCACCACCAUGGGCACGUAAACCUGAGGGUUCUAAGAGAGACGACUCAACAGCCCCUCAAGGCAGAGCAAAGAAACACCAGUCUCAUUGAUAAGCCUGGACCAAGGUCCAGCACAUACAAAUUUUUGGCUUCGACCAUAUAUUUUCUACAUAUACAAAUUUGUGACAUCCAAUAGGAUAGAUUCAAGAUCAACUGUCACAGAAGGAAUCUAAUAAUUGGUUUGCUGAUGCUAAUAUGCCUCAAAUUAUGGAUAUGACAGCUAAGCAAUAAAAUGGGCAAUAGAUGAAGGCAUGAAGCAAAUUAAUGUUGAGAGCAACAAUCUAGAAAGUAGCCUAGCAGAUUUGGGUUCAGAAGUAAUAGAAUUUUGGAUUCGAGUCACGACAUUUCUGCGAGCUUGUUCUUCAAACUUGGUUUUGCUCUUCAUUACGUGAGUCAUCCAAGUUAUAAAUAAGUGCUAUGAUUUGUGAAAUGAAAAAGAAAUUCAAGAUUUUAAGCUGUGGUAGACGUGGAAUAUAGUAUUGUCAUUUGAUUGAAGGUUAUAUAUUAUUAUUAUUAGAGGAA
This is a messenger RNA of Cajanus cajan (pigeon pea), 3288 nucleotides long. RefSeq names its product histone-lysine N-methyltransferase EZA1. Gene Ontology annotation, molecular function: chromatin binding; histone H3K27 methyltransferase activity; protein binding. The record is from RefSeq and is a predicted model, not a curated record. NCBI's taxonomy places the organism in Eukaryota, Viridiplantae, Streptophyta, Magnoliopsida, Fabales, Fabaceae. Gene Ontology annotation, biological process: heterochromatin formation. Gene Ontology annotation, cellular component: PcG protein complex; nucleus.